Molecule: messenger RNA, 2033 nt
Organism: Myotis daubentonii (Daubenton's bat)
Lineage: Eukaryota; Metazoa; Chordata; Mammalia; Chiroptera; Vespertilionidae
Gene: MAB21L4
Product: mab-21 like 4
Exons: 5
Coding region: 342-1679 (445 amino acids)
Source: RefSeq, a predicted model, not a curated record
CAGGGUGGGGGUAGGGGGAACCAGGCCCAGGAGGGUGGGAGUCUCAGCUUGAAUGUGCCUUGGACCUAGAGGCUGAGGCAGUGUGAGAGAGGGAGGUGCCCAGGGAGGCCGCUCCGCCUGUAAACAGGCCCCCUCUCUCUGCCCGCCCCUGUGGCAUUCCUAAUUGUUGAUGAUUGACUCACCCUCACUUCAAAGGCUUGGGCCAAGUUCAGCUAUCUAACCUGCUGCACCCCACAUCACUCUGGAAUUCUGCUCUGCGGGGAGCUGGUGCCCCACCUGCGGACCUGCUCCUCACCUGGGCAGGUGCCUCCUCCCGGCUUCGGCACAGCCCCUCCAGGGCUAUGUCCUCUGCCCUGGCCCCAGCCAUGGCCGUGCAGGUGCCCCUGUGGCACCACUACCUGCAGGCCAUCCGCUCGCGGGAGGCCUCCCGAGCGCAGGACUACCAGCGUGCAGAGAACGUGCUGCUCACCGUGCUGGAGCGCGUGCAUGCCCAGGACCCCCGCUUCCUUGUGGAUUACUCCCGGGACCUGGAGGCCUUGCAGUUUGCCCUGCGCUCCUCGGACAGCCCAGUGGACAUGGAGGUGCCUCUGAGGGUGGACGCGGAAGCCCUCCUGAGUGAGGAGCCAGGGGCCGGCGAGAUGGGCGAUGGCCCCGUGACCUGCCGCCUGGGUGUCCCUAGAGAAGGGGCCGGCUUGGAGCAGUGGGUGACUGCCGAUGUCUUCACCGCCUCCUUGAACAGCAGCGCCAAGUGCUGCGGCCACAUUGUGCCCAGCAAGGUCCUGCACGUCCUCAAGGACCUUCUGGUGGCUGCCAUCGUGCACUGCAAGCACCAUGGCCUCAUCACGCCAGGUUCUCUGAAGGCGGACAGCCUGCGGGAGGAGGCGCUUCACCUGUCGCUGCUGGUGUCCAGUGGCUGGAGGACAAUCCGCUUCAACGUGGUGCCCGUGGUGCGGUGGAAGCACAAGGUGCCUGUCCUGGAGGGGGCCCAGCGGGCGCCCGGGUUCCCUGAAGGCAGCUUGAAAAGGAUCAUCAGUCAAGAGGUAGCCCUGGUGCCCGCCAGCGCCCAGCUCUGGAGGGUCUCCAUGGACUACCUGCUCACCAGGCUGCUCAGCGCACUGGGCUCCCUGCCGGGCCACCGCCUGGACAGCCUCUCCAUCCUGGACCGGGUCAACCACGAGAGCUGGUGCGACAGCGGCCAGAGCCCCGGCCUCACCUUUGAUCACCUGAAGGCUGUGCUGCUCUGGGCCUCAGUGCUCUUCCCGGCGCCCGAGGACUGGGAGGAGCUGCAGGGCGCUGUGUACCGCCUGCUCGUGGUGCUGCUGUGCUGCUUGGCCACCAGGAACCUGCCCCACUUCCUCCACCCCGAGCACAACCUGCUGCAGGACACCAGCCUGGACCUCAAUGCCCUCUACCAGCGCGUGGAGCACUUCGCCAGCCAGCCUGAGGCGUCCCUGCGCAUCCACGUCACCCACCUGGGCCGCAGCCCCCCGCCGCGCAUCGGCCACGGGGUCAAGGCGCUCCUGCAGCUGCCCGCCAGCGACCCCACCUACUGGGCCACCGCCUACUUUGAUGUCCUGCUGGACAAGUUCCAGGUCUUCCACAUCCAGGAUAAGGACCGGAUCUCGGCCAUGCAGAGCAUAUUCCGGAAGACCAAGACCCUGGGCGGCGAGGACAGCUGAGUGGGUGCCUGGGCUCUGCCGCUGCUGCACUGCCCCACGGAAGCUCCUGGGACACGGGCAGAGGCCUUCACCUUGAGGCGGGUGGUGGGUCUUGGAGGGACUUUGUCGGGGGAGGCGGGGGGGUGGCCUCAUGGGAGUCUAAGAGUGCAGGACAGUGGGCCCCUGGGAGCAGCUGCCUCAUCUCCAGGGGUGAGGGGCGUGUGCUUCUUGUGUCCAUCCACCUGCGUGGUGCCAUCAAGACUCAGAAAACUCAGUGUCUGGACCUGAGGACUCGUCCCGUCUGUGUCAAAUGCCACUCCAUGAGGUGAAAUACUACGUGUCUGAUCUGGAAUAAAUUAAUGCACUCCCAGGGAA